Pichia kudriavzevii is the source of this 609-nucleotide messenger RNA. RefSeq lists its product as uncharacterized. Lineage: Eukaryota; Fungi; Ascomycota; Pichiomycetes; Pichiales; Pichiaceae. The record is from RefSeq and is a predicted model, not a curated record. Bases 1 to 609 code for a protein of 202 amino acids. Gene Ontology annotation, molecular function: SNAP receptor activity. The transcript has a single exon. Gene Ontology annotation, cellular component: membrane; Golgi apparatus. Gene Ontology annotation, biological process: endoplasmic reticulum to Golgi vesicle-mediated transport.
AUGAAGAUAUACUACACGGGGGUUCUCCGUCCAGAACAGGGACACACGGUAUCCCUUGCCGAGGCCAAGGACCUCUCCUCUUUCUCCUUUUUCCAACGGGGGUCGAUUUCGCAGUUUAUGUCCUUCUUUGCUCAAACCAUUGCCGAGAGGACCGCUGCUGAUCAGAGACAGUCUGUUGAAGAAGGCGAGUACGUCGGCCACGUCUAUGUGCGCCCAGAAGGUAUUGCCGGCGUCUUGAUCACCGAUAAGGCGUAUCCAAUUAGACCGGCAUUCACUCUCCUUAAUAAGCUCUGUGAUGACUUUCUCUCACAGCACCCGCUAGACUCGAUUAAGGACAUGUCUCCACAGGACGGUGACACCCCAACGGCGUUCCCGCAGUUGGAAUCGAUGCUUGCCCAGUACCAGAACCCUCAUGAGGCCGAUGCGCUAAUGAAGGUCCAGCAUGAACUCGACGAAACUAAAAUUGUGCUUCAGCAGUCCAUUGAGAAUGUCUUACAGAGAGGUGAAAAACUAGACUCUUUAGUCGAUAAAUCAGAAGCUCUAACUUCAUCUUCAAAGACUUUCUAUAAACAGGCGAAAAAGACAAACUCUUGUUGUGUCCUUAUGUAA